Molecule: messenger RNA, 6698 nt
Organism: Neodiprion fabricii
Lineage: Eukaryota; Metazoa; Arthropoda; Insecta; Hymenoptera; Diprionidae
Gene: ptc
Product: protein patched
Exons: 11
Coding region: 1023-5036 (1337 amino acids)
Biological process (GO): smoothened signaling pathway
Cellular component (GO): plasma membrane
Molecular function (GO): smoothened binding; hedgehog family protein binding; hedgehog receptor activity
Source: RefSeq, a predicted model, not a curated record
AGUACGGACUUGGACCGUUCGAAGUGCCGGUCGCGGUUAAGUUAGCGAGAGAAGAAGGAGUACAAGGCUUGGUUCGCAGCGCUUGCCGAAUAGUCGUCUGCGAGGAUCGGUGCAGUGACAGUAGAACAACAAUAGCCGCAACGACUGAACGAUAGUUUGAAAUUGAAACCAGAACCGCCAAUAUCAGCGUGAUAGUAAUGAGCAGAAAUUGAAAGAGGAAAGGAAAAAGAAAAACAAAAGAUUAAACGAACACGUUUUAGAUCGUUACGCGCAAGCUACACGCGAUACGCACCCAGCAUUCGUUCUCGAAGCCUCGUCCUCGAUCCAGAAAAAAGAAGAUCAAACCGAGUAAGGUGCUAACCGUAGGGGUUAUACGAGUUACGAAUGAGGAAUGAAAGCGCGAGGUUUAACGAAGAGUGCAACCUUAUACCAGGAACGCGAAUUGUCUAUUCCUCGCGGUAGACGCGCGGCGUGAAAUCGUCGCCGAUCGUCUCGUGUAUCAAACCGGCCUCCGUCUGACGAACUCCAGCGUAGUAAAUACUCCCGUAAAAGGGGAAGGACGGAAGGAAGGAAGGAACGAAAGAGGGGAGAAACGAGAAACGAGGCGGUGCUGACUCGGGUUGACGGCAUCGAAAUCAGGAGCAGGGGACCGGGCCCAGUCUGUGUUUACCGACCAAGUUUCGCGGGUCCCAAACGUGACGGAGUGCGUGCGUCGAUCGUCAGUGUGAGAAUUCGAGCAGUUUGCAGUUUUACACUUGAAUAUAUGUAUAUUCGGUGGUGCGACUGAUCGCACGUAAAAUUGUGCGCGAGUGUUUGACAGGGUUGUAGGGGAAGGAGGCGGCUUCAAGCUGCGGUAGUUCUCCGACAGUUAGUUUCACGCCCAUUUAUUAAAUCCGGGUGACGGAUAUGACGAGGAUUUUUUUUCCCGCAUUUAGUCGGGGCCCGGAGAGCCGGAAGUAGGUUACUGUGAAACACGGAUAAACCGGGAGCGAGUUUUCGAGAGGGCAGAUGCGUUGCAGACCAUGGUCGCUCUGUCCGGUCCAACGGGGAUCCUAGCGGACCACCCUUCCGGUUCUGAACGGUUACACGGGCCCGCGCCGUCCCAAACCGACCGCGAAACAGACCUUGACCAACCCUCCUCGAAUGCGAGGUACACCGGAAGUACCAGACACAGGCACGAAACCGACCUUUACGUCAGGCCCAGCUGGACCGAUGCCGCGAUCGCUUUGGAUCAGCUCGAGAAGGGGAAGGCGGAGGGUCAAAGGUCGGCCGUGUGGAUUCGAGCGCUCCUUCAGGAUCAUCUGAGCCAGCUGGGAUACUUCCUGCAGAGGCACGCAGGGAAGGUGCUUUUUGUCGCGAUACUGGCUCUAGCGACCUUCUGCGUUGCUCUAAAGUCGGUCCAAGUUCACAGCCGGGUAGACCAACUAUGGGUACAGGCGGGUGGAAGGCUGGAGAAAGAGGUCCAGUACGCGAGCAAGGCUCUCGGCGAGGCUGCAGCCUCGACGCAUCAGCUCGUGAUCCAGACCCCGAAGCACGCGGGAGCAAAUAUCCUACAUUCGAGUGCUCUGAAGGAACAUUUGACCGCCCUCAGAGCCGCGACUCAAGUCACCGUCCAGUUGUUCGAUACGUCCUGGCGCCUGAAAGACAUGUGCUACGCGCCGAGCGUGCCCAAUUACGAUAUGCACUUUGUCGACCAGAUAUUCGAGCACAUCAUACCGUGCGCAAUAAUCACGCCCUUGGACUGUUUUUGGGAAGGUAGCAAACUCCUUGGUCCGGAGUAUCCAGUUCACAUACCGCACACUAAAACCGUGGUUCAAUGGACGCAUUUAAACCCCACCGAGAUGCUGGAACAGAUGAAAAAACUUCCGUUCGUAUUCUCCUUCAAGACUCUCGAGGACUACAUGAAACGGUCAGGGAUAACGAACGGGUACCAGAGCAAACCGUGUCUCGACCCCACGGACAAGGACUGUCCCGAAACUGCCCCGAACAAAAAGUCACAACAGCCACCAGACGUAGGAGCAGAGCUGACCGGAGGCUGUUACGGAUUUGCAGCGAAGUACAUGCACUGGCCAGAGGAGCUCGUAGUCGGGGGAGCAAAGCACAAUAAGACUGGUCACCUUACGCGGGCCGCAGCACUGCAGACCGUCGUUCAGCUAAUGGGAGAGCGGGAACUCUACGAGUUUUGGGCGAACACGUACAGAGUUCAUCACAUCGAUUGGUCCCAGGAGAAGGCGUCUAUCGUUCUCGAUACCUGGCAGCGGGCGUUCAGCAACGAAAUAAAGAAACAACUGAAGGGAAACGGAAGCGCGCCUUACAACCUCUACGCCUUUAGCACAACCACGAUGAACGACAUUCUUGGAAAGUACAGCGAGAUAUCGGUCGUGAAAAUCGUCAUCGGGUGCGCGCUAAUGGUCCUCUACGCGGGAUUGGCUCUCCUGAGGUGGAACGACCCUGUGCGCUCACAAUCGGGGGUUGGAAUCGCGGGUGUGAUGCUGGUGUGCACGGUGGUCGCAGCGGGUCUGGGUUUCUGCGCGCUCUUGGGCAUCCCAUUCAACGCGGCGACGACGCAGAUCGUGCCUUUCUUGGCGCUGGGUCUUGGUGUUCACGACAUGUUCCUGCUGACCCAUACCUACGCGGAGUUGUCGGUUAACGAGGUGCGGAGCGGAGAACAGACGGGAAUGGUGCUGAAACGUACGGGGUUGUCUGUACUCCUGACGGGGCUGAGCAACGUCUCGGCAUUUUUCGCCGCGGCGAUGAUCCCCGUACCGGCUCUGAGGGUCUUCUCUCUGCAGGCCGCGAUCCUGAUCCUCUUCAACCUCGCCGCGAUGCUGCUGAUUUUCCCGGCGAUGGUGAGCCUCGAUCUUCGCCGGCGUCGGUCCGGCCGCUCCGACAUUUUCUGCUGUUACCUUCCGGCCCUGAAAAGGCCCACGGUUUACUCCCCAGGCAGCGCAGGCUGCAGGGGCAACGGUUGCGGAACCGCGAAGCAGACCGUGACGCGGGCGAUUCCGCCCGAGCGCCGGGAGACCUGCACGCAAAUACUGAGCCCGAGGAGCCACAGGAACGAGGCGUGGAUCGGCGGCGACCUCAAAGGGGACGCCGAGAAGCAGCCCACCGAGGACGACUCGCUGACCGGCUGCUCAAAGGACGACUGCCUCGGAUUUGGCCUCUCGCAGCUCGCCGCCCGGCAUUACGCACCUUUCGUAACCCGUCCGACGACCAAGGUCUUCGGGAUGAUGCUCUUCGCUGGUAUUCUGGCCGGCAGCGCUUGGCAGGCGACGAGGGUCAACGAUGGACUCGAGCUGACCGACCUCGUCCCCCAAAAUUCUGACGAGCACGGCUUCCUCGCCGCCCAAGCGAAGCACUUCGGAUUUUACAACAUGUACGCGGUGACCGGACGCGACUUUGAGUACCCGAAUAAUCAGCGGCUCCUCUACGAGUACCACGAUGCCUUCAUGCGUGUCAAGAAUGUCAUCAAGAACGACGACGGUGGACUCCCGGAGUUCUGGCUCGGCCUUUUCAGGGACUGGUUGAAGGGACUUCAGGCGGCGUUCGACCGCGACUACAGCCGAGGGUGCGUCGUUCAGGAGGAGUGGUUCAAGAACGCGAGCGACGACGCAAUCCUGGCGUAUAAGUUGAUGGUGCAAACCGGCCACGUUGACAACCCGAUCGACAAGACGCUCAUCAAUCAAACGCGACUUGUCGACUCUGACGGUAUUAUAAAUCCUAGGGCUUUUUACAACUACCUCAGCGCCUGGGCGUCGAAUGACGCCUUUGCCUACGGCGCUUCUCAGGCUAACUUGAGACCGGAACCCAGGCAGUGGUUCUACACAAACGACCCCGAGCUCAAGAUACCAAAGAGCAUGCCUCUCACCUACGCCCAGAUGCCUUUUUACCUUCACAAACUCACGGACACCGAUCAGAUCACCGAGCUCAUCGGCAGUGUUCGAGAACUCUGCAGAAAAUUCGAGGAACGUGGUCUUCCUAAUUUUCCCUCCGGGAUUCCAUUUCUUUAUUGGGAACAGUACAUGGGCCUGAGAGGAUGUCUCGGUAUAGCGCUUCUCGCUGCCCUCGGCGCUUCCGUUGCCGUAGUUGGAGUUCUUCUUCUCAAUCUAUGGGCCGCUCUUCUCGUCGGUACCUCGUUGGCUGGGGUUGUUUUACAGCUACUUGGGAUCAUGGGACUUUGCGGUAUAAAACUAAGCGCCGUUCCCGCUGUUUUACUCGUCGUGAGCGUCGGUAUCGCCGUACACUUCACCGUUCACAUAUGUCUGAGUUUCGUUACGAGCAUCGGCAGCAGGGACAGACGAGUCAGACUGGCCUUGGAACACAUGUAUGCUCCAGUGGUGCACGGUGCUCUCACGACGCUAUUGGCGGUAAUGAUGCUCGGACUGUCUGAGUUUGACUUCAUAGUGCGGUACUUUUUCCUGGUACUGGUCAGCCUCAUUGGUAUCGGGCUCGUGAACGGACUCUUCUUCUUCCCCAUACUCCUUUCCCUGGUUGGUCCAUCGCCGGAAGUCAUACCCAACGAUCAUCCUGACAGAAUAUCGACACCCACGCCCCCAGCAUCCCCCAUUGUCAGGCGGACCAAGCCCCCGGCGCCGCCUAAACGACCCCACAAGAGCGAGAGCAAUAGGCUGCACGCCGAGCCUUCGCUGACCACAAUCACUGAGGAACCAAAUUCAUGGCACAGUACUCAGGAAUCGUGCAUCAUUGUUCAGCCAGAGCUUAAAGUCGAGACGACUUCGACGUGCGGCAAUCAGAACUGUGGUGGAUCCGACACGAGUGGUUCUAGUCGAACGUCUCCAGUACCUUCGGCUUCUCACAUCACAACUAAGGUGACAGCUACAGCUAACAUAAAGGUCGAAGUCCACACGCCGUUGUCCAGUGGAGUGGACCGUGGUGAGAAAUGCAGACACGGCGGUGUCGCGAGCAGCAGGCGGAGUUCGCGUUGCAGCACGAACGUUAACGGGGGGGAAUCUUCCGGUUCUGAACCAGAUUCUGACUCAAAUGCGAACCCGACGAACACGUACAAACACUGACAAGUACCGGGACAAUCGGCAACUGCUGAUAAAGUACAGAGCGGAACGAAAACCUACACAAGGCUGACUAGGCUAGUUUCAACUUUUUCCUUCUCCCUGUUCCUCUUUAAUACUUAAUUUUCAUUACAGUUUUUAGGUCGUUUUUUUUUUAUUUCUUCUUCUUACCGAUUAACGAUCAACUUUUACUACCGUUAAGAGUACGAGAACAAGUUAGACGUACCAGAAUUGUAUAUAUAAAGUUGUCAUCAAAAUACACAAUAGUUGUACUGUUUUGAUACAAAGAAAUUAAGUGAUAACAGUUUGGAAUUUAGACGGCGGUACGAAUUUUCGGUGCUGUCCUCGGUGCAUCUGGUACAUUUAAUUAUCUCUCGAUGCGUUAAUAAGUAAUUCAAAGUAUUUCGAUGAUUAUUUUCGAGUUAUAAAAUGAAGAAUCAUGAAAUGAAAUCUACAAAGAGACAUAAGAAAAAAAAAAAAAGAAGAUAUCACGCCACUGCGUAUAUACUUUGGUGGUGGCAAAAGAAGAACAAACGUGUGUGCUUUUCUGCGUUUCGUACCGUGUGGAUACGUGGAUGCGUGCGGUUUGAGUGAAAAAAGUGUGCAUGAUAGAGAAAGAGAGAAGGACUAACUAUGCAGUUAAUUAUAAGCUUGAGAUUCCGUUGUUGACAUUGCAGAGUAUUGAUUCUCCGUAAAUUAUCCAACUGGAUCAAAAAAGGGGUAGAAAAUUGAAUUCUGUUUUAUUUAUUAAAUAGCUUCACGUUGUGCGACGUAAUGAACAACAAAAGUGCAUUGAUGCAUAGAAUAAAAUGAAUUUAAGCGAAGUGAGGUGAAACUGAAACCCUAUUUAUUAUUUAUUUUAGUUUUUUCUUUUCCAUAUGGAUAAGAGAAAUAUUUGUACAAUGUACAUGGAUAUUAUACGGAUAUACGACGGCACGUGUACAAUCUCUUAACCUAAUAAUUAUUAUUGUUAUUAAGUACAGUGACUUGUAAAAAUACUCAAUUAUUUAUGCUACACUAUACGUAUUAUUAUUAUUAUUAUUAUUAUUAUUAUCAACAUUUACUUUAAUUAAAAAGUCUAUGGCCUAAUUUAAUAAAACUUACAAUAAUGUUAAAUCAAUCAUACCUCUAUUAUUAAAUUGUGUAAAAAGUUGUAAUAUAUUUAUCGCAGGUUAAAAUCAAACAACCGAGUAUCAAUGUUUCACUGAAAUCUUCCGUUGUUAUUAUUAUCAUUAUUACUAUUCCUAUUGUUAUUAUCGUUAUAUCAAUUAAAAGGGGAAUAAAAAAAUUGAAUAAUAAUAAUAAUAAUAAAAUAUAGUAAUGAUAAUGGUAUAGAUUAGUAAGAAACGAAAAUGAGGUUAUAUAUUUUUUAUUUCAAAGCAAAGUAACGCGUAGCCAGUAACGGCAGUUGUAUGAUGAUCUUAAUAUCGAUACCUAACCAUGUUUUGUAUAGGAAAGAUUUAAGUGGUACGCGCUAUUAGUUUUAUAUAAAAAGAUAAUAGUCAACAUACCUCCCUUAAGCACUAUACCUGCUCCAUGACUUAAUAUUAUUAUAAUGUAUUGAUUAUGAAAAGAAAACAAAACCUAGUUAUUCUUUAUACGAAUACCAGAGCAAUUAUUUCUAUACUGUGUAAUGCAUUUUUUGUACAUAUUGAAUAAACUAAUAUA